AACUAAUUGGACUCAUUUAUAAUAAUAAAUGUAUUUUUCGUACAAAAACAAAUAGCAUUAAAAUAUCUGUGAAACAUAUUGCUAUACAAAAUGCUAAAUAUUUAAAGAGUUAUAUCUGUCAAAUGGGCUUGGAAGUGUAGGCACAGCAAUAUCAAUAUUUUGCAUUAAAAACUAACAUAUGAGUCUAUAUGGCAACACUGGCAAGGCAAAUCAAAUUUCGCAUUUUAUUUGUUGGCGGAUUGACGUGAAGAACUUAAAAACUUUGUUUAAUUCCUCUGAGGUCUUAAGUCAGGACACAAGAGCAUCUGAAGAGCAAUCUUUAAAAAGAAAAAAAAUAUUGACUGAUUUAAUCACGGAGAGCAAAGAUUGUCAAGAAAAACUUAAACAAAGACCUACAAAGGAGUCGCUUGGCAUAUUGACAUCAAUUCUUGAGAAAUGUAACAGUGUUAGAAAUGAAGGAAAAGAUCAAGAUCGUGUGCAUCACUCUUCAGAAUUAGUACUAGAUGCGCAUGUAAUAUCAAUAAGUCAUCAGUUGGUCUCAACCAUUUUCGAAGACGUUUCGCAAUUUAAUGAGCAGACUUUUGCAAAUAGCAUUCUUAACAUUGUCAAUAAUAACAAUUGGAAUGAACUUCUUAAAAUUUCACAACCAAUAUCCAGAACUGUACAUGUUGCAUCCUCAAUGUUGGGUGCCAUAGAAUCUCAUCCAAAACUGAGUGUUGCAAGGCAACGACAAAGACGGAGCGAUGCUUUGACUGCAGAACAAAAACCUGAAACAUUUGACAAAUUAAACCGUUCCGAAAAAGGAGCAGAAAAAGUAAAUAUAGCACGCAAAAUCAUAGUCAACUAUUUACGAACUCAUGGUGUAGACUCUAUUCCAUUCUAUAAGUUAAUUAUCGAUCCAAGCGAUUUUAUGAAGACAGCUGAUAAUGCUUUUCAGUUAGCAUUUAUGGUGAAAGAGAAAACUGUGUACAUUUCUCAAGGUUCUGACGGUUAUCCAGCAGUAACAUUAACAAAAUCAAAUAAAAAUAUUACCACAAAUGAAUGUGAAUGUGCACUAACUUUCGCUUUGGUUCAGAAAUUCAUCGAGUUUUAUAAUAUUGAGGAUGCUAUUUUAAAGUACGAUGAUCUGUAAAGAAAUUAUAAGCAAUUAAAAUUAAACAUUGGCAUGAAGAUUAAGAUCUUGAUUCCUGGAGGCUAUUCUAAAGUACGAUAUUUAAUAUUUAUUCUUACAAUUAAUGUUAAAUUGAAAAAAUUCUUUUGAAUCUAAUAAUAUGAACAUAUAUUUAAUUAUUAUGUACUUUGAUAUAUGACUAGUAUGGUAAAUCCUUAUCUUAAUUUCGACAUGUACAUACAUUUCAAUAAUGCUGUGAUAUCUCAUUUCACACGUUAUUAUAUCCUUAUCUAUAAAGUCCCAUCUAAAUAUUAUGAUUCAUAAAUAUAUUGUAACUAAAAAAAUUUAAAA
Molecule: messenger RNA, 1462 nt
Organism: Teleopsis dalmanni
Lineage: Eukaryota; Metazoa; Arthropoda; Insecta; Diptera; Diopsidae
Exons: 5
Coding region: 179-1132 (317 amino acids)
Biological process (GO): DNA repair
Cellular component (GO): nucleus; Smc5-Smc6 complex
Source: RefSeq, a predicted model, not a curated record